UGUGCGGAACUUGCAGUGUUCCGCUGUCACCAUGUUCUAAUAAACCUGUCAAUAGUCAGCAUCAUGGCUUGUAAAUACUUGUGGAUUGUCAUUAUAGCGAUGGCAGCCGCCGUCGCUGCUUAUUCUGUUGGUGGUGACGACCAGGACAACUACCUAAACGAGCUUGACGACGAUUUGGAAGAACAUGGCGGGAGGAAAGGAAAAAUAUUAUUUCCGUUCGUGAGCAUCGUUCGGUUCGCGAACACUGACUGCUCGACGUCAAGCGCGUUCAACGGCACAUGUCUAGCUCGGCGGGAGUGUAACAAUCUGAAUGGAACCAUCACUGGGAACUGCGCCUCAAGGCGAGGCAGGUGCUGUGUGGUGACGCGAUCGUGCGGAAGCACUACAAAUGUGAACAACACAUACUUCACGAGCCCCGGAUACCCCGCCGCGUAUGCGGGAGGAGCCGCAUGCAGCAUCAUAGUCAACCGCUGCAACAGCGGCAUCUGCCAGCUGCGCAUUGACUUCACCGAUCUGACGCUGGCUCAGCCGGACGGCGACGGUAACUGCGUGACAGACUCCAUCACAGUGACGGGCGGCAACACUGUCGUGCCCACGCUCUGCGGCGACCUCACGGGCCAAACCAUUUUCGUGGACUUCAAUGGAAACACUGCCAUCACCAUCACUGUCAGUGCCACGCUUGCCACCACGUUCUCUAGAAGGUGGAACCUCAAGCUUAUUCAGCUGGGCUGUGACUGCCCUGGCAUUGCACCCAACGGCUGCCUGCAGUACUACACGGGCAUAACGGGCACUAUCAGUAGCUUCAACUACGGGGUUGCAGCUAACACGGCUCUAUCAGCCUCGCUUGUCACUGGGACGCGACAGAUCGCCAACCUCAACUACGGCAUCUGCAUCCGCAUGGAGGCCGGCUACUGCGCCAUUCAGUAUGCACAAACAAACGACGUGUUCUCGUUCACGGUGACGGGCGACGUGGAGGGCGCGGACAACACAGUACUGGGCACAGCCCUGGGUGCUGUCAAUGACGGCGCGUGCGUCUCCGACUUCGUGGUCAUCCCAAACCCCACCGUAGUGGCCACCGGCGCGGCCGUCGGCACCGACCGCUUCUGCGGCAUCGGCUUCGUCACAGUUCAGAGUGGGGCAAAGCCGUUUGUGCUGUACGUGGUAACCGACGCUAACGAGGGAGCCACCGCGACGACCCCGCCUGACAUCGCUAACCGGGGCUUUACACUCACUUACACGCAGGUGGCAUGCUGAGCCCGCGCGUAAAGCCUCAUCUCAUCCAUUGAACUGCAGCAACAGAUUUUUAGGGUUCCGUAGUCCUACAGAUAGGGACCCUUGUCCGUCUGUCCGUCCGAGACGUAUGGACACCUCCGCGUUCUAGGACAAAACUAUUUAGUACUAAUAUAAAUAUAAUAUAAAUAUACAUCAAUAUUGUAAAUGGGGAAAGUCUGAGAUAUUCCUCGGUCUUGCAAUUAUAUUGAUGAAGCCCGGAAUAUUAGGAUUUCAUCAUACUUCAUCACAUCACAUCACUUAUGACCUCGAUGGCUCAGUGGUAAAGUGCUUUCCUGUGAACCGAGAGGUCCCGGGUUAGAUCCCCGGUUGGGUCAUGAUGGAAAAUGAUAUUUUUCUGAUUGGCCCGGGUCUUGGAUGUUUAUCUAUACUAUAUAUUUAUUUGUUAUAAAAUAUAAUAUCGUUGAGUUAGUAUCCCAUAACACAAGUCUCGGUCAACUUACUUCAGGGCUAGCUCAAUCUGUGUGAUUUUGAUUUGUCCUAAUAUAUUCAACGCGAAUGAUGUAAUUUGGGUAGGGUAUACGGUAAUAAGGGUAUACAAAUUAAUCACCUCGACAAAGUGGUCAAAUAAAAUAGAACUUUAAGUAUACCUCCCUACUCGUGAAGCAGGAAUGACUAGUGGCAAAAAAUAUAAUUCCUUACAUGUAUCAACAUAUAUGAUAUAUAUUUAGUGUCAAGUUAAAAGUUAAGUAAGAACUUGAAAAGGGGACAUCAAUGCGUAUGGCAAUUGUCGUUUUCUUUUUGAAUAAUGUUUAUGUGUGCAAAUUAAAUAAACCUUAUGUAAGUAACUU
Messenger RNA from Plodia interpunctella (Indianmeal moth), 2081 nucleotides. RefSeq lists its product as uncharacterized. The record is from RefSeq and is a predicted model, not a curated record. Lineage: Eukaryota; Metazoa; Arthropoda; Insecta; Lepidoptera; Pyralidae. The transcript has 7 exons. The coding region runs from base 64 to 1254 and encodes 396 amino acids.